GUCGAGGAUUACCACGCUCUAAUUCAUACACAGUGGAAGCUACAUCUACCAGCAGUAAGGAACAUGAACCUAUCAGACCAGAUUUGUCAGGUAACAUGUUAUCUCCUAAAGAAGACAGGGGCAUUAAGGGAGUGCAGCAAGAAGCCAACUGUUCUUUUACAGUCAACCAAAACUCAGUAGUGGUUAAAACAGAAGUGCCUGACACAGGCUAUGGAGACAUGUCCAGCGUUGAGCCGCCGCACACAUCCUCCGUGUCUAUAGUCAUACCUGCUGCUCCUUGUGUUCCUCUAGUGAAAGAUGAGCC
Molecule: messenger RNA, 304 nt
Organism: Lymnaea stagnalis (great pond snail)
Lineage: Eukaryota; Metazoa; Mollusca; Gastropoda; Lymnaeidae
Source: the annotation of a GenBank genome assembly